GUUGAUGCUUCCACUGUUGGCACAACACCAUCUUUUCAACUUCUUAACGGCUCCAGAGCUAUCCUACCUUGUCGGUACAAUCAUGCUGUAUAUGAGAUAUACUGGGUAUACCACAAUGGCGAGCACGAAGAGGAAGGGGACACUCUUGUCCACUUAGACAUGCACUUUUGCGUCGGUAGACGGUGUGGAAAGGGCGUUGACGAAGGGCGUUUCAACAUCAGUGAUGACUUUUCUCUAUUGAUCGAGCCAGUCAUGAUGCAAGAUGAUGGUCGGUACUCCUGUAUUGUGUCUGAUAUAGCAUUGGGAAAUUCAUAUGAGAAUUACACUGAUGUCACGGUAUACGUUGAUGGUCCAACUGUUGGCACAACACCAUCUUUUCAACUUCUAAACGGCUCCAGAGCUAUCCUACCUUGUCGGUACAAUCAUGCUGUAUAUGAGAUAUACUGGGUAUACCACAAUGGCGAGCACGAAGAGGAAGGGGACACUCUUGUCCACUUAGACAUGCACUUUUGCGUCGGUAGAUGGUGUGGAAAGGGCGUUGACGAAGGGCGUUUCAACAUCAGUGAUGACUUUUCUCUGUUGAUCGAGCCAGUUAUGAUGCAAGAUGAUGGUCGGUACUCCUGUAUUGUGUCUGAUAUAGCAUCGGGAAAUUCAUAUGAGAAUUAUACUGAUGUCACGGUAUACGUUGAUGGUCCCACUGUUGGCACAGAACCAUCUGUUCAACUUCUUAACGGCUCCAGUGCUAUCCUACCCUGUCAGUACAAUCAUGAUGUAUACGAGAUAUACUGGGUAUACCAGAAUGGCCACGACGAAUCCGGAGGGGACACUAUUGUCAAAUUGGACGUGUACUUUGACAUUGGUAAACGGAGUGGUAAGGGCUUUGAAGAAGGGCGUUUCAACAUCAGUGAUGACUUUUCUCUGUUGAUCGAGCCUGUCAUGAUGCAAGAUUAUGGUCGAUACUCAUGUAUUGUGUCUGAUAUAGCAUCGGGAAAGUCAUAUAAGAAUUACACUGAUGUCACGGUAUAUGUUUAUGCCAACACCACAAACACGAAUUUCGUCACCAUCAAGCAAUGUGAAGACUUGAUCAAUCUAAACCAAUCCACAGCUUAUGAAGAAACACCAUGUAUCCAUCUUGUCCCUGACAACCAGACCGUGUUUCAACUGAACUGCUCAGUUUACGGGGCGAUGCCGGAGGUUUCUAUCUCUUGGACGACCAAUGGAACCAAGGUCGGGACGUACCUGACGUUUACGAUCGAAGAUCGAAAAGACGGAACGUUUGACCAGACGCUGACGAUGACAGGGUCUGUGAAUGAGACUAGGAAUGGUACUGUCUUUAUCUGUGUGGCUGAAGGGUUGUCUGUUGGCGGACUUGCUUAUACUUCACUUAUAUUCUUCAAGACUGAACAUCAAUCUGAAGUCCCAAGUCAUGAGCCUACAAGUUCUACAAACCUACUUGCAAUGAAAAUCGCUGUACCGAUUGUGGUAGGAUUUGCAGUGACCGCUGUUGUGGGAUUGUUCGUCUGGAGAUAUCCGAGACAUAAAGAAGAUCGAGGAACACGUUUGAAGAAGGUGAAGAACUCUGCCGAUGAUGAAGAGGAAUGGAAGCAAUAGACAGGAUAAUUUCUGAAUUUCUUCACAAGCCAGAAGUUUUGAGAAAAUAUUGAGUGUUUGCAUAGUUGACUACGUGCAUGCUAAUUUCAUACUGUAUUGUCCAAUCAUACUUAUCAUAAUGUAUUUAUAAGCUCCUAACUAAAUAAAGAUGUUUAACGAAAUGAGCUUGAAUAUCAACAAUUAAGUAAACAGUAUGGAGAUAAUUCAAUAAUCUUGAAAAAUAAACAGCUUGCACCUGUCAACAAUUUUGUAUGAAAUUGAUCUUUGACGCCAUAAUGUAAAUACAGCUGCUAAUUUUCAACUUGUCAAAUUUGCAUAUUGUAGUUCAGUGUUUGUUCUUUUGUUUAAGGGGGAGGUGGCAAAAUGAGGAUGAAGGGAAGGGGGGGGAGAUGAGAAAAAAAAAGGAACACGCCUCACCCUAAAAUAACUAUAUUUUUUCAUGUGAAGAACCACAAAGUAGUUACUGGGGCUAAUAAAGGAUGGAAGAGCUAGGGCACGAUUGAAGUGCUUAAAUAAUAAAUUUGUUAGUAGUUUUAUGCUUGUCACCUGCCAUUGACACCGAUUUUCCAAGUGGCGGCAUCAGGAUGUAAAAAAAAAUAUUGGGGAGGGAUUUUUUUUUUUUUUUUUUUUUUUUGGGGGGGGGGGCGGGGAGUAAGAGCAUUUGCUUUACAAUAUUUUCUUUUAAAAAUUCGGGGGGAAUGCAUAUUUUUUUUUCAUUUUAGAGGGACGGGCUAAUGCCCCCAUGGCUUUACGCAGAGGAGGGAAGGGGGGGGGGGGCUUCGCCUUGAAAAUUCCACAACAUUCACUGGAAUAGUGCAUGAUGUCCUUCACUUUAUCACUUUUCGAAUGUGUCUUGCCCCAGAUUCUUCUUACCUCCAAGAUUCCAAGUGCCUUUUAUUAAUCAGGGGAUGCUGGUUUGAUAAGCGAAAAAAGUUUUUACUACAAAAUGAACUUAGUUCGUUUUGGUAAUGACAAAUUUGACAUGCAAAAAAAAAAAAAAAGGUUCGCUACAAAGCGAAGGUGAUUUUGGUUCAGGAAAAAUUGG
Lytechinus pictus (painted urchin) is the source of this 2656-nucleotide messenger RNA. RefSeq lists its product as uncharacterized. Gene Ontology annotation, biological process: cell surface receptor signaling pathway; negative regulation of T cell proliferation; immune response. The record is from RefSeq and is a predicted model, not a curated record. NCBI's taxonomy places the organism in Eukaryota, Metazoa, Echinodermata, Echinoidea, Temnopleuroida, Toxopneustidae. The coding region runs from base 160 to 1611 and encodes 483 amino acids. Gene Ontology annotation, cellular component: external side of plasma membrane. The transcript has 5 exons.